Messenger RNA from Lactuca sativa (garden lettuce), 1544 nucleotides. It is a transcript of the gene ATS9, whose product is annotated as non-ATPase subunit 9. The record is from RefSeq and is a predicted model, not a curated record. NCBI's taxonomy places the organism in Eukaryota, Viridiplantae, Streptophyta, Magnoliopsida, Asterales, Asteraceae.
UAAGUGGCCAACAUAAGAAAAGAAUUUAAAUUUGUAGCCCUUUCUUUUUUCCCAAGACUUCUUUCUGCAUCUCUCUCUAUCUUAUUCCUUCACACAAACAACGAAACUCCCCGACGUCCGUUAUCUCCGAUCCCGAUCAUCGUUACGCCUUCACUCCGCAUAGAUAUGGCUUCAUCAUAUCUUCCAGCCACAACAGAAUCACUUGAUCUGGCUUCAGAAGCCAAAAACCGACCUGAAGCCAUCACCAUACUCUACCGCAUUCUAGAAAACCCUGCAUCUUCUUCUGAAUCACUGCGUGUUAAAGAACAAGCAAUUGCAAAACUCUCAGAACACCUCAGAGAAGAAAACAGAGGAGAAGAUCUCCGUGGUCUUUUAACCACACUAAGACCAUUUUUUUCCCUCAUCCCCAAAGCCAAAACAGCAAAAAUUGUAAGAGGAAUCAUAGAUUCCGUUGCAAAGAUACCAAAUUCCACUGACCUUCAAAUAUCAUUAUGUAAAGAAAUGGUGGAAUGGACCCGAUCUGAGAAACGUACUUUCUUGAGGCAACGUGUUGAAGCAAGACUUGCUGCUUUGUUAAUGGACAGCAAGGAGUAUUCAGAAGCUUUAACUCUUCUUUCUGGUUUGGUAAAGGAAGUGAGAAGAUUGGAUGACAAGUUGCUUCUUGUUGACAUUGACUUGUUAGAAAGUAAAUUGCAUUUCUCAUUGAGAAACCUCCCAAAGGCAAAAGCUGCACUUACUGCUGCUAGAACAGCUGCAAAUGCAAUCUAUGUCCCACCUGCACAACAGGGAACCAUUGAUCUACAGAGUGGGAUUCUUCAUGCUGAAGAGAAGGAUUAUAAAACUGCAUACAGUUAUUUCUUUGAGGCUUUUGAGGCGUUUAAUGCACUUGAUGAUCCUAGAGCAGUUUAUAGUUUGAAGUAUAUGUUGCUAUGUAAGAUCAUGGUGAACCAGGCUGAUGAUGUGGCAGGGAUAAUUUCGUCAAAAGCUUUGAAGUUUUUAGGCCCGGAACUUGAUGCAAUGAAAGCUGUUGCUGAUGCUUAUUCAAAAAGGUCUUUGAAGUUGUUUGAAACUGCUCUUCAAGAUUUCAAGGCACAGUUGGAUGAAGACCCAAUUGUUCAUAGGCAUCUUUCCUCCCUCUAUGACACACUGUUGGAGCAAAACUUGUGCAGGUUGAUUGAGCCAUUUUCAAGGGUUGAGAUUGGUCACAUUGCGAGCCUGAUUGAGCUGCCGUUGGAUCAUGUGGAGAAGAAACUGUCGCAAAUGAUUUUGGACAAAAAGUUUGCAGGGACACUGGACCAGGGUGUUGGGUGCCUCAUCAUCUUUGAUGAUCCAAAGACUGAUGCGAUCUUUCCUGCUACUCUGGAGACCAUUCAGAACAUGGGUAAAGUUGUUGACAGCUUGUUUGUCAGAUCUGCCAAGAUUAUGGCAUAAUCUUUCUUGCUUCUUUGUACUUUGAAAUUUGAUUAAGAAGACUUAAGACUUUGUUAGACAGUAAUCAUGUCUUGCUAAAUCUUUCUACUUUUAUUAUCAUCUCUACUUGUUUC